CAGUACUUUAUUCUCAAACCUCGGAUGCGCAUGUUAGCUGAUGGCUUACCGCAUGUCAGCAUUGUGGGCGCUCUUGCGAAAGUUGACAUAGCCUACAGCACGUGCACAACAUUAUGGAGACCAAAGCGAAAGUGGCCAAAGUGGAGGAAUCCUCUAACGGUAUGGAAGUCGAUUCAGCAACUUCAAAUCAUAUGGAUGAGAGCAAGGAACCAUGUCAGAAGCAACCUUCGUCUACGACGCCGGAUUCCAAACCUUCUGCCUCUGAAAUGACAAGUGCUGAUUAUUAUUUUGAUUCCUACGCUCAUUUCGGAAUCCAUGAGGAAAUGAUCAAGGAUGAAGUACGCACAACAACAUAUCGCAAUGCAAUGUAUUACAACAGGCAUCUGUUUCGUGACAAAGUUGUUCUUGAUGUUGGCUGUGGCACUGGGAUUUUGUCCAUGUUUGCUGCCAAGGCUGGUGCAAAGCAUGUCUAUGCUGUUGAUUUCUCCUCUAUUAUCGACUAUUCCAAGCAAAUAAUCAAGGACAAUGAUUUUGAAGAAGUCAUCACCCUCAUCAAAGGCAAAAUUGAAGAAGUUGAGCUUCCCGUUGACAAGGUUGACAUCAUUAUCAGUGAAUGGAUGGGCUAUUGCCUUUUAUAUGAGUCAAUGUUGGACACUGUGUUAUUUGCCCGUGAUAAGUGGCUGAAACCUGGUGGGCUGUUGUUUCCGGACAAGGCGCAACUGUAUCUCUGUGCUAUUGAAGACAGGCAGUACAAAGAGGAUAAAAUUUAUUGGUGGGACAGAGUUUAUGGGUUUGACAUGAGCUGUAUCAGGAAAGUAGCCCUAACAGAACCUCUUGUGGAUGUUGUUGAGGCCAAACAAGUCGUCACUAAUUCUUGCUUAGUGAAGGUAAGUUUAGAAAAAGAUAUCUGUUAUUGUAAUACACAUAUAUGAAGUCCCUGUUCUACCCUUCCAUUACUUCAUUCAAAAACAAAGAAAGUGCUUAGCUUCACUUCACUUCACUUCACUUCACUUCGAAAAGCACUUCAGUUCAAUAUGAUAAUAACUGAAAGUAACAAACUGCAUUUCAGCAUCCUCAAAAUGUCAUGGUCAAGACUUUCAAAAUAUGAAGGCCUGAGUUUGUACGAACCUUGUUAAUCUGGUAACCAACAGGCCAAAAAAAUCUGGCUGUAUUAACGGGGUAGCCAUACUGUUCUUUAAAUAAGAAAAUGAUUGACUGAGCUUUUUGCCAUAAUAAAUGAGGUGGCCAUAUUAAUGGGGUGGCUGUAAAGUACAGUUCCAAUGUAUGUUUAAAUAUGUGUAAAAUAUAAGUUGAAGCAAAAUUAUUUAAGUGGCAAGACAAAGUGCCAAUAAUGGAGAAAACAUACAAAACAUAAAGAGUUGUUUGAAACUUGACAAUGACACCUUGACAAGGCUGUGGUCUAAGGAAAAUUGCAAGGAGCCCAAAGGUUCCUAACCAUGAAAUCCUGGGUGUCCACGACUUAAGCUUAUAUGAAAAAAGUUAGUUUUUCCAGUCACCCAAAGGCAAAAGUUAGUUACCCGUGGCAUCCGGGCACCUCUAGAACACAGCCCUGCCUUGAAGAUCCCAAAAUUUUUAUUACUUUCACUUAAAUAGCCUUUGUUUCUGAGAACCUCCAGGGGGAAUAC
Molecule: messenger RNA, 1646 nt
Organism: Orbicella faveolata
Lineage: Eukaryota; Metazoa; Cnidaria; Anthozoa; Scleractinia; Merulinidae
Product: protein arginine N-methyltransferase 1-like
Biological process (GO): chromatin remodeling; peptidyl-arginine methylation, to asymmetrical-dimethyl arginine
Cellular component (GO): nucleus
Molecular function (GO): histone methyltransferase activity; protein-arginine omega-N monomethyltransferase activity; protein-arginine omega-N asymmetric methyltransferase activity
Source: RefSeq, a predicted model, not a curated record